UUUAAUCUUUCUUUUUCUUUCAUUCAUUCAUUCUUUCUACAAACACUACUAUACAACUACCUUAGCUAGCUUAGCUUGUUUUCUUUUCUUUUAGCUUUUCUCUUAGGCAUUAUUGAUAUUUACAUAUAACUUUCAAGAUAGUGUAUAUUAUAUUCCAAUUAAUUAACCAUGACAAGUGUUAUAUCAUACAUGGAGAGAUCAAAAUCAUCCAUUGAUCAAAUUCAGCCCCCAACUUAUGGAAAUUUAAUUACCAUCCUCAGCAUUGAUGGAGGUGGUAUUAGGGGACUUAUCCCAGCAACCAUUCUUAAUUUCCUUGAAUCACAACUUCAGGAGUUGGAUGGUGAAGAUGUGAGGCUUGCAGAUUAUUUUGAUGUGAUAUCAGGAACAAGCACUGGAGGCCUUGUAACUGCUAUGUUAACUGCUCCAGAUAAACAUAACCGUCCACUUUUUGCCGCUAAGGAUAUCAAACCCUUUUACAUGGAACACUGCCCAAAUAUUUUUCCACAACCUAGAGGACUCCGUGGAACAUUAAUGGCAAAGGUAAUAAGACAAUUGGGAGGACCAAAAUAUGAUGGAAAAUAUUUGCAUGGAGUGGUUAAAGAGAAACUUGGAGACAUUCGUUUGCAUGAGACCAUCACCAAUGUUGUUAUUCCCACCUUUGACAUCAAAACUUUGCAACCAACUAUUUUCUCAUCUUACCAGAUUAAGAAUUCGCCUUGCUUGGAUGCAAAAUUAUCAGACAUAUGCAUUGGCACAUCAGCUGCACCAACCUAUCUCCCUGCUCACCAGUUCACCAACAAAGAUCCAAAAGGAAAUAAUGUGCAUGAAUUCAACCUCAUUGAUGGUGGUGUUUGUGCCAAUAAUCCGACUCUAGUUGCUAUGAAUCAAGUAACAAAGCAAAUAAUCAACCAGAAUGCUGAUUUCUUUCCAAUAAAGCCUUCAGACUAUAGUCGAUUCCUAAUAAUUUCAAUAGGGACUGGGACAGCCAAAAAUGAAGAAAAAAUGGAUGCAAAAAUGACAGCUAAAUGGGGUUUAUUAGAUUGGCUAACUCAUAGUGGUUCCAUUCCUUUAAUUGAUGUUUUCUCUCAAUCAAGUUCUGAUAUGGUUGAUUUCCAUUUAGCUACUCUUACUCGAGCACUUCAUUCAGAACACAAUUAUCUUCGAAUUCAGGAUGACACGUUGAUUGGAAAUGAUUCUUCAGUUGACAUUGCUACUAAGGAGAAUUUGGAUAGACUUUGCCAAAUUGGUGAAAAUUUGUUGAAGAAACCAGUUUCUAGGAUGAAUUUAGAGAAUGGUAAAAUUGAACCAAUUGGAAAUGGAGGAACCAAUGAAGAAGCCCUCAAAAGGUUCGCAAAAAUACUUUCACACGAGAGGAGACUCCGUGACAUGAGAUCCCCUCACACUAAGAAAGCAUCUACUACUAAAUAGAGUCAUUUCUUCAUCUAAGUUUUGAUAAAAUCGUUAUUUGAUUCUAUUGAUUUCAUUUAUUCAUUUAUUUAUUCAAAUUUGUUAGUUGCUAGUGUCAAUAAAAUUUAGAAGAUAUUUUAAGAUUUGGAAUAUUUUAUAUAGGUCAUUG
Messenger RNA from Arachis stenosperma, 1576 nucleotides. RefSeq names its product patatin-like protein 2. Gene Ontology annotation, molecular function: monoacylglycerol lipase activity; glycerophospholipase activity. The transcript is spliced from 7 exons. The coding region runs from base 169 to 1428 and encodes 419 amino acids. NCBI's taxonomy places the organism in Eukaryota, Viridiplantae, Streptophyta, Magnoliopsida, Fabales, Fabaceae. Gene Ontology annotation, biological process: lipid metabolic process. The record is from RefSeq and is a predicted model, not a curated record.